Messenger RNA from Myxocyprinus asiaticus (Chinese sucker), 4365 nucleotides. RefSeq names its product TBC1 domain family member 10A-like. The transcript is spliced from 9 exons. The record is from RefSeq and is a predicted model, not a curated record. NCBI's taxonomy places the organism in Eukaryota, Metazoa, Chordata, Actinopteri, Cypriniformes, Catostomidae. Bases 670 to 2109 code for a protein of 479 amino acids.
UCGAGGCUGUGACUUUAGCGGAGUCAGUCGAUAACACACAAACGCUCUUAAACACAAACACAGAAUACAUGAAAUAUGAUUAAUGCUGUCGCGUUAAAUACAUUGCACAAGCGGUGGACUUAAAACACAGUGAGUCUGAGUUUUAUUUGUUUGCACAGAGAGUUCAUGUUGUCAAGCUGUGUUUUGGACUUCGCGCUAGCUUGUUAGCUCGUGGUUUGUUUGACAGAAAAACAGAAGACCAACGUUAACUUAAAUUCAGUCGGGUUUAAUUUCGUUUUAGCCCCAACAAACCACAAGACAAUCGCUAAACCUUUGAUAUUUCCUCAGACAGAGGUAUAUUAUUACUCGGCUGAGCUCAUUUUAAUGCAUUCGGUCAUAAUAAGAUGUAUUCGUGUGUCUCUGUGAAGUUGUCCUUUAUAAAUGUAACUGUUGAACAGCAAUAAUGACCUGUCAGUGUCAGAUAAACCUCAGUUUUAGAUUCAUCUAAUGGGUCUACCAUCAGUUAUGGCGUAUCGUUAGUGUCGCUGGAGGCUGUGGCUCAGAUCUCAGUCUGUUGAUAGUUUGAGGCGGUUGACAGGAGGAAAUCCACUACCUGUGUGUCAAAGGAGACUUUUCUGUCUUGAGCCACACGAGCAAGCGAAUUUAUUGUGUUUGGAGCUCAUAUUCAGGAUGGCAAAGCUUCAGUCCCGUAAUGGAGUGCAACGGAAGGACAGCAGGAGUCUGCGGGGCACUGUGGAGAGUCUGGCCGAGCAUGAGAGAUCCUCUCUGGACUCGGACUCUGAGCUCAACGGCUUGGCCAACACUGAGAUCCAGACUGACAAAUAUGGAUUCAUUGGAGGAGCUCAGCAGAACUCAGGAGAAAAUGAUAACCUUCCUCCAGAGGUGCUCCGACAGAGAGAAGCCAAAUGGCUGGAUAUGCUCAACAGCUGGGACAAGUGGAUGGCCAAGAAACACAAGAAGGUAAAGUUGCGUUGUCAGAAGGGCAUUCCUCCAUCACUCAGAGGUCGUGCUUGGCUUUAUCUUUCUGGUGGGAAAGUGAAGAAGGAACAGAAUCGGGGCAAAUUUCAGGAGUUGGACAGUCAGCCUGGAGAUCCUAAAUGGCUGGAUGUGAUAGAGAAAGACCUCCACAGACAAUUUCCAUUCCACGAGAUGUUUGUAGCUCGAGGAGGCCACGGGCAGCAGGAUCUGUUCCGUGUACUGAAAGCAUACACACUGCACAGGCCAGAGGAGGGGUACUGUCAGGCUCAGGCACCUAUAGCCGCUGUGCUGCUCAUGCACAUGCCCGCUGAGGAUGCAUUCUGGGGUCUGGUCCAGAUCUGUGAGAAGUAUCUACCCGGAUACUACAGCGCAGGCCUGGAGGCCAUCCAGUUAGACGGUGAGAUCCUGUUUGCUGUGCUCAAGCGGGUGUCGCCUGUGGCCUACAGGCACCUGAAGAAGCAUAAGAUUGACCCUAUCCUCUACAUGACUGAAUGGUUCAUGUGUGCCUUCUCUAGAACGCUGCCCUGGUCCUCCGUCCUGCGUGUGUGGGACAUGUUUUUCUGCGAAGGUGUGAAGAUCAUCUUCCGUGUGGGUCUGGUGCUGCUGAAAUGCAUGCUGGGAACAAAUGAGAAACUGAAAUCGUGUCAGGGCCAGUAUGAGACAAUGGAGCUGCUCAGAUCUAUUGAGCCACGAUACAUGCUGGAGACUUUCCUAAUGCAAGAGGUCAUUGAAUUGCCCGUUUCUGAGCGAGACAUCGAGAAGGAGCACAUCUCACAACUGCGCCGCUGGAAGGAGACUCGUGGAGAGCUGCACUGUAAAUCCCCACCCAGAAUGCACGGCGCCAAAGCCAUCAUGGCUGCCGAGCCGCCCAGCCGCCAGGACCUAAAACAAAACCCCACAAUCAUCGUGGAGCUGCCACAGGCCUCAGAGAGCCAGACAGAGGAAGAGAAAAAGACAAAAAAGACAAAAAACGAGAAGAAAAAAGACACAAACAACAUUUCGUCACCCCUUAAUCCAUACCCGUUACAGAGUGACAGCCCAUCACCCGAAUCACAGCACCUGCACAAAGACACACUUCUGCUGGGCUCCAAUCAGAGUCUCAGUAGUGCAGAGCACGACACUUACCUAUAAACAGUUUAUGAGAAAUUGGGAACCAUGACUGUGCUUGUGCAAACCGUUGAAUGUUUACUGACGGUGUUUUGAAGAGGGUCCCGCCUCCCCACUCUCAGGUCUUUGCAUCACAGGGAGUUCAUGACUUGACUGGACCAAAACAAUACUUGUGGGAACAAUCACAUAGGACGAAAUAUUAUACAGGAGAAAACCUUUCAUUUUAUUUACACCAUGAAGUUUCCAAGUGUGUUUACAUGAUUUAUGUGUUUGCGUAUGUUUGGAAUAGCCAAGACCAACUCUCAGAUCUCCAAAUAAAUGUAUAUAAGCUGUGCUGGAGGCAGAACGUUCAUAUGGUUCCAAGUUCAGCCCUCAAAAUAUCACUAUGUGAUAAUCAGGAAGAAUUUAAUCUGCUUGAUCCUGUACAACACCUGAACCUUUUCUCAUGCUGUUCAAACUAGACUUCUGGUUCCUGCUAUUUAGUACAAAGGACAAACUGGGAUACAAGUCUUCCUCAGGAAACCAAGUUGUACUUUAAAGGAAUAGUUCACCCAAAAAUGAACAUUACUUUUGUCAAUGGUAGUAGGGUAAGUUUGGCAGUAUAAAUCACCAUUCACUUUCCUUGUGUUCAUGAAAGAAAGAAAAAUUCUGGGUCGGGAAUUGUAACGACAUGGGGUUAAAUGGUGACAAAAUUUUCAUUUUUGGCUAAGCUAUUCCUUUAAGUACAUAACAUAUUUUUUAAAUAGCUCUGAAAUAAGUAGAAGAUAUUGUGUCUAUACCUGGCAAGGAAUUUGUUUUCUGUUUAACAUUUUAAUGUCGUGACUGCCCUCAAUCCAAUUACAGUUCACCUUCUUGACCACCAAGGGGCUCCAUUGAGCUAUUUUACACAGAAUUGGGAUCUGAAACAGGUCGCUGUUUAUCACAUGAGCAAAUAUUGCUGCUCUGUCACAUUCUUUAGGUUUAUGCUCUCUGACAUCAUUGGAAUCUGUCCUCUUGUUUCAGAAUGACUCUAAUAAUUAUGUUUAUGUAAAACAGAAACACGACAAUGAAAGUACAGAAUUCUGUUUUUCCCUCUUAAAUGAAAGGCGUAGACGUGUAUCCCCAUGUUAAAAACAUAAAUCAAUUUACACUUGGUGCAAUAUUGUCAUAAAACAUCAGAAUUUAGCUCUUUGAUAGUACAUUUCCAUUCCUUGCAAAUGCGAGACACAUUGCAGAUAUGCAGAAUCAGUCUAUGAGUUAAAUUUUGGGAGAAAUUUUACAUUUAAAAAGGCCAAUUAAAGGAACUCCCUGUCAAGACCAAGCUUAAAAUCAUAACAAAUCCUGUGUGUAUUCCUUGACAAGAGUGAUUGUUUUGCUAAUUUCUUUGAAAUUUCCAUCUCAAUUAGCUAAAAUUGAAGGGAUUCUGUAGGGCAAAAUCAUUUGCCCUUUUGUUUUAGAUGUCUAGGGAUGUAAAAAGCAUAGCCAAGGCAAUUUUAACACUAUACAUUUUUAUGUUGCAUAGAGACAUUUUAUUCUCUUCUUGCUCUGGCUUCCUGUAAAUACUGUUAUUAUAAAGAUACAUAUAUUUAUGAACAUUUAUGGGAGGAUUUGCAGUGUAUGCACUAAUUGGUGAGGUGUACGUUAUUGCUGUAAGUCUUUGCUUUUUCUUUGUUUUAGGGCAUUUUGGAAGGAAGUGAUAAUUUUGUCAGUGAUGUCUAGCUCACAUCAGAUGUUAAGUCAGUUUGCAUGCAUGUUGUAUGACAACUGCAGUAGCCCCAAAAAGUAUUUGGACACUUAAACCACACUUAAAAAUGGAUGUCAUUACAUUAGAUACAAGAUGUCAGUCCAAGUGGCUUUAAUUUUAAAGAAAGAUAGCACACAAAUUUAAAUGUAUAUAUUUUCAAGUGUCCAAAUACCUUUUGGCUCCAAAUUGAGGUUGAGAGGGCUUGUAUGUUCAGUACAAAAACGAUGGUGUAAUAAAGUUAUAUUGCACGUUUAGUGAGUGAUGUAAACCUAUUCAUGACAAUUAUAAUAUUUAUUUUUUGAGUCACUGAAAGGAAAGUGCUAGUUACAUUUCAUCAUUGUUUUUGGAGAAUCAAACUUGCCCAAAGUCUGGUCUUUCCGUCAGAAAAUAUAUUUGAAUGUGGUCACUGUGUCAAAAAAAACAAUUGUCUCUUUAAGAAGAACUAAAGUUGUUUUCAAUUUUAUUUUUCUAAUUUUCCACACUCAAAAAAUAUGCCAAUGAUUUUUUUCAGGAAAAUCCUGUUUUUCAUGAUUAAAUUUGAUACUCUUCCAAUUUUA